Molecule: messenger RNA, 567 nt
Organism: Leguminivora glycinivorella
Lineage: Eukaryota; Metazoa; Arthropoda; Insecta; Lepidoptera; Tortricidae
Exons: 4
Coding region: 1-480 (159 amino acids)
Source: RefSeq, a predicted model, not a curated record
AUGAAAGCGGGUCCAUAUAAGUUGGUAACGCACAACACGUCAAACUGCAUUACAAAAGAGCAACCCUGGUUCCACACUAACUUCACAGUGUCUUCCGAAAAGAAUGGCGUCCGCGGGACCGUCGUCAAUAAAAAGGAAAUCAAGAAUGUCAAGUUCCGCAUUCAAAUAUACUACAUAGACCAAGGCAAGAUAAAAGUCUUUGAGAUAAAGAACCAGAACUGCCAGAAUAUGAUCAUAAAAAUAGUGCUCAAAGCACUUGGCAUAACAUACAAUGACCAGAAGUGCACGAUGAAACCGCUGACUACAGAGAUCCGUAACUUGAACUUGGAUGCAGUGAUCCAUUCAGUGGUGCAGAAGAUUUCGUACGGCUCCGUGCAAAUCAGAUGGGAGAUCGCCGUGCCCGAAGCCAAGAUCAUGUGCCUUGAUAUCCAUUUAGAGAUUAUUGAUGACAAGAGGAUAGACAAUAAGGAAACUGAAUAACAGUUAUUAUAUGCAAUUUUCAAAAUUAUAGUUAUAGGCAGUAUGACUUAAGGUCUUGAUCUUGGUAAUAAAAAAAAAACAACGCGA